Molecule: messenger RNA, 7039 nt
Organism: Porites lobata
Lineage: Eukaryota; Metazoa; Cnidaria; Anthozoa; Scleractinia; Poritidae
Source: the annotation of a GenBank genome assembly
AUGCUAAGUUUAUUAAUGUUACUGCUGGCCAUUAUGACUGCUGUGACGGCAACCGGCGGCAACAAACAGUCCGCACAAACCACGGUAAGCUCGUAUAGAAAACUUUUUAUAAAAUUUUUCAGGGGCGUAACGUGAGAUUUUGUAGGUGUACGCACGUGGGGAAGGAAAGUUGUAGUGCCGAAGGCGGCCCACCGUAGGGAGGUCUGGGGGCAUAUGCUACUCCAGAAAUUUUUAAAUUUAAAGUCUCAGAAAUGCCACUUUCAGCGUUUUCUGCAGGAUAUUCUCAGUAGAUUUAUCCUUAGGAAAAGCAAUUAGUUGUACAUGUGUAUUUUCCUAACUCUAGUGUUGUCGGUAAGGUACAGUGUUUACGGGAGAAAAAGGCCAGUGACGUCAUCAGAAUUAUGGAAAAAUAAAAGAAUAAAGGACAUACUGACACAAGGAUUCGGUUGUGGCGAAAAAUGUAUCAUUCAUUCCGAUUUUAUAAUAAAAAAAUGCUUUUUCAGGAAAUAAAAAUAUAUUUUUAUUAUACCAAGUCAUUUCACAUGAGAUAAUUUUCCUCCUGAGCGCCACCAAGAGUUGUACGUGGCGGCGUACUCGCCUAAAGGGGCGAGCACAUGGUAAAGCACGGUUAAAAACUAUGACACCUGGAACGCCCUAGAUUCUGAUUGGUUAGAAUCCAGAUACGCUCCAUACCUGCCGUCUGAACCUGAGGAAGUAAGUGCCUUGUCAUAAAAUCCCAUUAUGACGUCAUAAUGGUGUCUUUUUUUUCAUAUUUUAGCUGUACAUGUACGCACGGCGUAUGUGAGUAUAUGGACGCGAAGACGCUACGCCCCUGACAUAUGACAAUAAGGAGCUAAAGCAACGAUGAAGGCGACGUCAACGAGAACGCUUUUUUGUACAUUUCUUCCGGUCGUCACUGCACGACUACGACGUGAAAAUACCUAAUUUCAAAUUUUGUGGAGGACUUGAACACAAGACAAGGACUUUCUCUUUCUUUUCCUGACCUUUCAUGCAGAGUUUUAGAAUUAAAGUCCAGAAAUAGUUGCCAACAUUUGACGAAACAAACUAGAUGAAAUAAACGCGAUAAAGUUUAACGCAUCGCGACUUCACUUCUUAAGUGACGUUCUCGUAGCCGUCGCCUUCGCUGUUGCUUAAGCUCCCUAAUAAAGCUAUGAGAGGUGAAGAUAACACCUAUUUAACCUGGAGUAGUCAAUUGAUAAAAAUCGGUAUCGAUUUUUCAAUCGAUAAAUCAAUAAAAAUCGGUAAAUCUGAUUUAAUUGAUAUCAAUCGGUAGAAAUCGAUGACACGCUCGUUUCCUUUAUCGAUUUAUCUUGAUUUUUACCGAUUUGAUCGAUUCAUAUCGGAAGAAACAUCUGUUCAUCAGUUCAUUGAAAAAUAAAGCCUGAAUUCACGCAAAUAGUAAAUUUAUUGACAAUUAAAUGGCAGUUAAAAGACAAAGGAUCAAACAUUUAUCACUAUGAUAUUGUUGAUCAAACAUUAUCACUUACAAAGAAAUCUUUUCUUUAAAACCAGGCUUAAAAUCUUCUUCUGAUGGCUGGUAUUGGCCAAGUUUGUAGGCGUCCAGUUUUUCAGAUCUACCACCCCUUAAAAAUAACGUCGGUGAAGAGAUCCGGGUGCAGUUACAUCCUGGAGGACCCGUAGGACCCUGAGUAGUCAAUGGAUAAAAAUCGAAAUCGAUGAAAGUCGUUAAGAAUCAAGUGAUUUUUAUCGAUUGAUAUCGGAAAACGGUGAAAAUAUUUGGAAAAAAAUCUUUUAGCCUGAAUCUCGAAUUGAAGGAAUGUCUGACAGUUUGGCGUUUUUGUUUUAAAGGGUUUUGGAGAGAAACUUGUGUGUAAUAGUUUCCACAUUUCUCAUUUUCAUGUUUGCUGAUCAGUUGGGUAACUCGUGGAUGCGUUUUCUUAGCUGUACUAUCUGACUCAUGCCAAAAAAAAAACAAUGGCGGACUUCCGUUAUAAAUCGUCAAAGCCGUGAAUAAUCGAUAAUAUCAAUCUUACACAGGAAUUCAGUUCAUCGAUUUUCAAUGAUUUCCGUUAUCAAUUGAUAAAAUCACUUGAUUGCUGCCGAUUUUUAUCGAUUGACUACUCCCGGUAUUUAAGAAGCAGCCAGGAAAAGCAAAUACAUGAAAAUAAAAAAUUUUCCACCUUUGCUGAAUCUGAGCCCUUAGGAAAUUCAAAGUUUCAGUUGAACAUGAGCUCGUUGGACAAACAUUUUUUUGGAGAUAAGGUAAGCUAUUAAUAGCUGUUUCUACUAAAAGUACACAUACCGGCCUUUCUGCCUUUCAGCUUUUUGCGAACUAAAGCUGAAUACAAUCAGGAUCAAUCAGUCGCAGGAUAAGAUAUAUUUUUAAUAUUUUUUUAUAUUUUCUUUUUUGAAACUAGCAAUCUCCAUCGUUUUUUUAUGGUGGUUGUGGCAUUCCCGGCAUUCCCGGCAAGCAUGGUACUCCUGGGGUACCAGGCCGCGACGGACGUGACGGACGUGAUGGCCGUGAGGGAGCUAAAGGUGAUCAAGGAUUGCAGGGGAAGACUGGACCUCAGGGACCUCCUGGUGAUAAGGGACCUGCUGGUGUAAAGGGAGAGGAAGGGGCUAAAGGAGAACCUGGAGCCCAGGGUUCCAGGGGUCAGAAAGGGGAGCCUGGCCCGAUGCUGUUUAAGAACUGGAAAGAAUGUGCCUGGAAAAACUUGAAUGAUGGAAAGGACAGUGGUCUGAUCAAGGUGAGUCGUGCAUUUGCGAUUGAUAGGCAUACAAUUAUCAAAUUUACACACAACAUACAGGACAAGGCCUUUUGGUUGCCUAGUGCAAAUACCAACAAACAGCUAUUGGCUUCUGGCAUGCUCUCUCAUAAGAGAACAACCUCUAUAUAGGGGCCUAGCUAUACACGUAGGUUUGUAUAAAUUCUGUCGGCAGAAUUUCGAGGGGAUAAGGUACUCUUUCCUUCAAUGUCAAUGGUUGGUUAUUAUCAUAACUUGAAAAAAAACUUUAAUAGUAAUUGCAAAACAAGAUUAAUAUAGGAAUAAGAAAAUACCAUUUCAACUAAUCCGAGCAAAAUCAGGCGAUGAAUUCCUGCGUGGCAAAAUAUGUUUUAAAAGGAGGGGAGCGGGAUUCCGGGCGCGCGACAGGCGCGAAAGUCAGUCCCUCGCGUGCAGUCUCGCUCCCAAAUUCCCUUCCCCUUCUCUUACGAACGCCUGUCACCCAUGCUGUGCUAUGAGAUACAAUUUCGCCAUGCUUCAAUGAGAGCUAUGUAUGUCCUUGUUUCCUGUCAAAUUUUUAAAAUUCAAAAUGCCCGAAGGCCUGAAAUUUAUUUCCCGGUAUCCAGUACAAUUUAGCUACUUACUUAUGUGGGGCAUAAAAACUGCAAAGAUCCAACGCUGUCCGGGCCUAAUUGCUCGCCUCUACCAAUUCCUUAUUUAAGGUUCUUCUUCAGGUCGUAUUUCGGUCUGCACGGUUGUUUUUCUCCAGUUUGUUGCCCCCCUCCCCCGUUUGGGGUUGGGUGUAGGGUUAACUAAUCCAGUUUUAGCAAUUGCAUCUUAUUUUACGGUGUAUGGCGACAAUGAGAAUUUAGGUGUCUGAGCAGAAUUAGCAAAGUGAAGCAAUUUUUGCGAGCACUGCCAACAGGCAGAAUAAACUAUUUAACUUUCAAGCAGAUUUUAUACUUAGCCUAGCCAAAAUUGUCAGUAAGUCACUUCGGAAACUUUACUAAGUGGCCUCCUGUCCAUUGUUCGAAGAGGGUUGCUUAUUAGUUGUACCGUAUAUAGCUGUUCAGCAACUGCGGCGGACUGGCUCUGCAAAAAAAAGAGGUACUUUGGGCUUACACGUUAAAAGCCAGUGUCUUACCAAGGAGCAGUUAGUCAUAGCCUGUUCAGUCUAGGCGUUCAGAUAGUGGAGUGAGGCGCGAAGUAAGAGAGCGGGAAAGAUAUGCAGAGAGAGAGGGAUUCUCUCCUUCUCUCUCAUCCCCUACCCCACCCCCUCGCUGUUUUUCAUGCCCACUUCUCUCGCGCGGCAGUCCCCUCCAUCUAAACGCCUGGAACAGGUUAUAUUGCAAGUAACUCUAGGGCUGUGAUAUUAACAAGUUCAAGCGACUGGGUGAGGCCAAUUAUUUUUGCAAUCUUCAAUCUAGCGAAAAACUACGCCUAUAAAGUUUUUAAGAAUGUCACGAUUUUCGUCAGUGUUUCGGGUAAAGCUAUGGGGUUUCGGCAUAACAGAAGCGUGCUUGUGGGUGUGAUUACUGAACAGCUCUGAACAAAUGUCUUGACCUUCUUGAGUAUGAUUUCUUGCUUUGGUUAACGUGUAAAGGUUUCUCUGGCCUGUAUCUCAUGGUAAGACUCUCAGCCUAGUCUCUGCUACUAACAAGGACGUUUCAUCUCUCAGUUGACUCUGAAGACUUAUGCGCCGAUCAAUUCGAAACUUUAACAUCCCAAAGCAACCCCCUUGGCAUUUGAACUUUUUAAGGCAUGCCUGGUCAGAUUCUUCUUUUGUCCUCAGCAGAGGCUUCCGCUGGGUAUCCCAUUGUCCCACGCGCGCUUCCUUUUUCUCUCUCCCCAGGUUCCCUACGAUACAAAGAGGCCUUUGCGGAUGAGAGAGAAGUUCUCCUUACAAAUUACCCCAUGGUAGUGGUCAAAUGCUUCUCCCGAAGAGGAAAUGUUUUGCAAAUAUAUGGUGUGUGGAUUAGCGAAAAGUAAAUGUUUCGGACGUCUUAAAGUAAGUCGGGCUUAUAUCUCCAGUGAUAAUAUACUUUGUAUUAAAAAAGGGAGGGAAAUUGGGGGUCAUGGUAACAAAAUUGGAUACAUGUAGCUUUUGAAGUCCUUGCCGAACAAGCCAUUCGUUUACAAAAGAUGUGUCUUAAACUUUAAAGUCUUCCAUUUAAUCAUGAGAAAGAUCGCAUCUAUCGAACUACGUUGUCAGACACCGGAUCUUAAAAAGAAUUUAACUUGAGGCUUGCGGUUCAAAUUCACCAUCCCCGGGCACAAGUGAUGGUCAAAUGCCCGGGGUUUGCCGGGGAAUUUUAAGGUGUCGAAUUGGUCGGCACAUACGAUUUCCAGCAACCGAUACGCGUGACAUCUGGAAUGUCAAAGAUCUAGCUUAAAACGGUCUCUAACGCUGGAUGAAGGGUUUGGAGUGGUGGAGAGGAGGACAAGCCAUUGAGGGGGUCACCGUUUCUACGGGCUGCGUUGACGGGGCCAAUUUUAAAACCUAAGGGUGCUUGAUCAUACACCGUAUUCACAAAUGGCGGACACGCGGGAAAAAACUGGUGCCUAGUCAUGAAAGCGAGGCGUUGGAGGAUAAACAAAAAUUACAAAUGAAGACUCUCAGUGAAACUUGCAGAGUGUUUAGCACGGAUUCCACUUAAAAUAACUUUGUACGGACUUCUUUUCAAAUACAAUUACGUGGGAUGUCUUCUGCUUUUAAUGUCAAGUAAUGAUUUGCUGUUUGCAAUCAAAAGGGACGCGUAUAUCUUCAAGGAAACAGGAUGAUUUUGUAGGUUUCCUGAGCAUCAGAAGCUCGCCAAGUGGAGAUGGCUGGAGAAAAGCGGCAAACAUGUUGGCCCAAACUUCACAUUGAAACCGAGUACGAAAGCCAGCUAACUGCAAUUCGGUGAAACAGAAAUAUAAACAAAUCUUGGUGACAAGAAAAAAAGAAAUAAGCGACAGAUAUAUGGCCUACUUGUUAACGCAAGAGACGUCUGCCGUUGAACAAAACAGUUCAAGUCGAGAUGGAGAAAAGGAAGACAGGAAAGAACAGGUGACUGAGGUUUCGAAGAAGUUAUGUUUGGUUUUUGUUUGCCAGGACGUUAUUCUCUGGUCUUUAUCGAUGAAGGACAUCAGUUAGAACUAUUUUUUUAGUAUGAAUGCAGGAGCGAUCGAGUGGAGUACGCUCAAAAUUUCAACUUGUUACUCAGCAGACUCGGUAAGCCGGACACAUAUCAUUUCAGCGAGUAAUUUCGUAUUUCUUAUCUUUGGCUGUUAAGAGUUUUAACUUUAUGUUCCAUAAUAUUUUAAAGUUGAAGAAUACAUAAAUAAAUAAAGUGAUGGUCUUCUUAAACGGAUCCAGACUCGAAUUUAAUUAUUCGAAACAGAAGCUUGCCGUGUUCAGUCAUGACACAAACAUUGCCUUAAAAGUUUAACCUAGUAAAAUGUAAGCUUUAUACCACUUUUUUACCAAAAGCUCUCUGAGAUAAUGCCCAAAAGGAGACCAGGCAAAUAGCAAGCCAUAAGAUUCACACACUACAGCUUCUAAUUUUUGAUAAAAUUAUUUUUAAUUAUUUCGCAAUGACAAAGAAAUCAUGAGGUUUUUGCUAAGCUCUGUACCUCGAACAAUUCGCUCCAAAGUGACGGAAUUAAUAUGAAUUAAUACGGUGUAUGGUAGAUCUAUUCCUAGCCAGCAAAAUCUUGUAUAGCCAAUUAAGAAAUGCAUAACGCAAACCUGACUACAGCGCUAUUGGAUUACAUUAGUCCCUUUUUCCAAAAAAGGAUAAAUUCAACCUCCCGGCUUUGGAGUCAGCCUUGCCUCUUCAUUUAUCAACUGAUUUAUUUGUCUAUCCACAACGACCACAACUACUAGGCAGUUGCUAUUAGAUCUAAGCUAGAUCUAGAUUUUGGAUGUCAUGGAACAUGGAACAACGUGUUGCCGAACCUCUUCGUUAACAGAUUUUCUGUCAAAUUUUUUGCAGGACUGUGUUUUCACCAAAAACUUUACUGAUACUGCCCUUCAUGUUUACUGGACGGGUGCACUAAGGAUUGCCAGCUGCAAUAGCUGCUGCAAACGUUGGUACUUCACUUUCAAUGGCGCAGAGUGUUCUGCUCCUCUGCCCAUUGACGGAGUUGUCUACAUGGCGACGGGCGGUAAUAAAAAUCUCCAUCGCGUCCGCCAUAUUGAGGGCCACUGUAAUAACAUCCAUAAAGGAAAGGUGCGCGUGGGAUUCUGGAUCGGCAACUGCGCUUCAUAUGGAAACGCUGAUGGCUACACAGGAUGGAAGUCAGUGUCCCGUAUAUUUGUUGAAGAAGUUCCUAAAGCUCAAGCUUAA